Molecule: messenger RNA, 1902 nt
Organism: Prorocentrum cordatum
Lineage: Eukaryota; Dinophyceae; Prorocentrales; Prorocentraceae
Source: the annotation of a GenBank genome assembly
AUGCCACACAAGCGUUCUGCCGACAAGCAGUUCGAAGCUGCGGUGAAGAGGGCGCGGUACUUGGGCGCCAAGCACGAGUCCAAGUGCCAGACCAUCCAAGCCAUCCUGGAAGGGCGCCUGUCCGAGAUCACCGUGGAGCAGGUCUUGGACGCCAUCAAGGGGCUCGAGGCGACCGCGCGGCAGGAUGAACCUUACAUCCUCCCCAACACCUUCCUCUACCAGCGCAUCUUCCCCAGCGCGUCCCUCCACCGGGACAUCCUCCUCGAGCUCCGCCGGGACCGCGCCCUAGCCUUCGGAUGCUCGACACGGCAGGGGCGCCCGCCUUGCAGGUCCCAGCCUUUGACUUUUCGGCUGCCACUGAAAGCCGCCAUGGCAAUCGGAUGCCCUGUGUGCGACAAGCGAAUGGUGAAGCGGCCAGGCUCUGGAUCAGAUGCCAUCGUCUUGGACGUGGGCGGUCCCGUUUGUAAGACUCACGUCCCUUACCGCUGCAAUUCGGUGGACUGUCCAAAGCGCGGUUUGGUACAUUGGCACAACUACUACGUGGACGCUGGACGGCACAUUUUCCACGGGGACGUUGCGGCCAUGAAAUGCAUCAUGCUUACCGCGAGCUUCGGGAUCACAACGGAGUACCUGGAAGCCUUGCACGAGCGAAUGCUGAGGGAACACGUAUCUUUUGCCGGCGAAGCUGACGUGGCGCGCGCCCGUGCCGGUGGAACUGCGUUGCCAGCCAAUUUGCGGAAGUACCUGUCGAAAGGCUGGUUCGUGUGGCGGUUGGCCAGGCGCGUCGGCGAUUUGGGCCCUGAUGACACCACUGUGAUCGACUUGAUGCAGCCACUUGAAGACCAAAUCAAGGACACGUGGGACCAGCUCGAAUUAACGUUCGAGCGUAGAACCGCAGAGAGGGCCCGAGCAGCAGGCAUGAAGACCGAUGUGGUUGUGGUGGAUGGCAACGCCAAGAAUCGCAGGCUGACGUGCGCAGCGCCUCUGCGCCACUGUGUGACGUGCCCGCGCUUAGCUCGGCGGGUGUGCGUGGGCUGCCCCCGGACGCCGCUGCUGGGCAGUGCGUUUUGUGGAGAGCACGGCGUGCCCUGCGAGUGCCCGGCCGAGGACUACGAGGUGGUGGGGCACGAGGCGCCCGAGGCGGGGGGCAUGGGUUUGGACGGCUCGUUGAAAUUGCUGGUGCGUGAGCGCCGGGGCGAACUCAGGGAGCUGUGGGUGUCGGAGUCGGCCGUGGACCCGGGCAUCGUGAACGUCUACUUCCACGGUCUCGGGGAAGAUCGCAGAGCGGCCAGCGCGGGCCGGCGGGGGGCAAAGGCCAGGUGGAGACGGGCGGCGGCCAGCGAGGUGCGUCGUCAACUCGACGCCGCGGCCCCUGCGUGGGAUGCCCUCACGCCGGUGGAGCGGGAGCAGCUCCUUUCGGAGAUGUCGUGCGAGGCCGACCUGAAGGCCGUGGCGUGCAACACCCAUAAGGAGGACGACUCGCAGCAGGCGAAGUGCGCACGGACCGCCGAUACGUUCCCUGAGUUGGCUGUUGUCGUUCACGACGACGCGUGCCACUUGCACAGGUUCACGGAGCGCCGGGCGUCCGAUUCCCCGCAGGCCGCGCGUCUGGCUCCUCCAGCGAUCUCUUACAUCUGCGACGCUUUUCACAUGAGUGGGCACACCGAUGCGUGGUGCAAAGCGAAUUGCAACCCAGCCGCCCCUCACUUGAAGACGCUGGUCGAGGGCGUGCGCACGUCUGUGUGUGAAUUUACAUUCACAUGGAUGAGCCAGUACAAGCAUCAAACGAAACACAUGAGCGAAUGGGGGUUUAAGUUUUUCUUGCAGGAGAUGUGCAUGGCGCACAACGAGGCUCUGUUCAAGGGUUCGGCUCCUCACCUCACCCACACGAGCGGGGACUGA